CAAAAAUGCCCUCCAGUUCAAAAUUUUUCUUCCCCGAGAAAAUUGAGAUUUUAAGCUUUCCAAUGAUGUAUCACACAUACAAUUUUGAAAGUUGGCCAAAUUGGGGGUCUCAGAGUGGAAUUUCAAGUCACCUGAGUGUUUUCCACUAUAUAUUAGGAGUGUACCACUUGAAAUUUGUGAAUGGUGUUACACUUGUGUAGCGCCUUUCCACCUUUUAAGGGCCUCAAAGCGCUUUACACUGUCUCCUCAUCAACCUACUGGUGACGCAGCACCAGGAGCGACGUGGGGUUCAGUAUCUUGCCCAAGGAUACUGAGACGAAUUCACCCGGAGGGAGAAUCGAACUCACAACCUCUGGGUUGGGGAACGACUACACUACCACUGAGCCCCAAAAUGUAGCCCACAAGGUUAUCAAUAUGUCACACCCCUACUUACAUGGGCAUUUCAUUCCCAAACAUGCUUUUCAUUAAGCCUUUUUUCCUCCAUAAAAUGACUGCGAUUUCAUUUUGUCCCACAGUAAAAACAAAAAACAUGUUAGCAACUAAUCUGAAACAUGUCAACAAAUCCCGCCUGACCGUUUUUUUUUUUUUCGCUUGUUGUUGUUGUCACAGGAAGUGACCAACAUUUUUCCAACACUGUUUAACACACGCACGAACACACUCUCCCCUUGCGCAUAUCUGCUUCUCCUCUGCUGUCACACACACACAUUGAGGGCGGCAGAUACGCAUGUGUGUGAUUUGGCUGCUGAAUUUUUAAAGCUGUUGUGGAACAUUGCGGGUCAGUGUGGCCGCGGCUUGUGUUACCAGCACCGAGCGGGCUUUCACACAUACGGAGAUUCUUCAUGGAGCUUCUGGCCCAAACGGUCUAAAUGGCAUGACCGUAGCAACAUGAGCAUCAAGAUCCAACGAGAAAAGGACGUCCUAAGACGACGGGAGAGCACUCCCGUCCACCCCGUGGAGCGUCCACCCCAGCGGAGGCACCCUCCGCUAGGCCAGUCGGCCUCCUACCACCCUGGGGUGAAGCCCCUCCGCUACCAGUCGCAGUGGAGUUCCGACUCGGACGACGACUCUCAGGCCGACUCGGACUGCGUCUACCGGGUGGUGUUGCUAGGCGACCAAGGCGUCGGCAAGAGCAGCCUCGCCGGAAUCUUCGCGGGGAUCAACGAGAAAGACGAACCUGGAGAAGACACGUAUGAAAGAACACUCACAGUCGACGGCAAGGAAGCCACACUAGUCGUCAUGGAUACGUGGACAAAUGAGAAAACGUGGCUCUCUCAGAAGGAAGACGGUGAUCCACACGACGAGGCUUGUCUGACGUGGGGCAGCGCGUACGUCAUCGUGUACGCGGUCAGCGACCGGCGCAGCUUCGACACGGCUGCCGAGCUUCGCGUCACGCUGAGACGGCGACGGCAGGCCGACGACGUUCCCAUCAUCCUCGUGGGCAACAAGAGCGACCUCGUGCGCUCCAGGGAGGUCGCCAUUGAAGAAGGCCGAGCGUGCGCGAUGGUAUUCGACUGCAAGUUCAUCGAGACGUCGGCGUCCCUGCAGCACAACGUGAGCGAGCUCUUCGAGGGCGUGGUGCGGCAGAUCCGCCUACGCCGCGGACGCCCGUCGCCCUGUCGGCGCCGGGAGAGCCUGGCCCAGAAGGCGCGGCGCUUCCUGGACCGCUUGGUGGCGCGCGACAACCGCCGGGUGGCCGUCAAAGUCCGAUCCAAGAGCUGCCACGACCUGGGGAGCCUCUGAGAGGUGGAGGGGAAAAAAGUAGAUGAAAACAAACUGACGUGGGCGUCAGACUUUUGAACCAAGGAGCGGCUUGACAAAGGACAAACAGACGUCGUCAUGUGCGAAAAUAGCAGACUUUUAAAAAGGUUUUUUUUUUUUUUUUACAACUUGAUGCCUGAAAUUACAUUUGACAAAUAUACAUAGCAAUACAAGUACUCCCCGAGUUACAACAUACCCAAUUUAUGCGAUUUCAACUGUACGACACCAGUUUCUAGUGCGCACCACAUACUAUCUAGUGCGCACCAGAUAGUUUCUAGUGAACACCCAAUAGUUUCUAGUGGGCACUGCAUAUUUUAGUGCCCACCACAUAUUAUUUGGUGCGCAGCAGACUGUUUCUCGUGUGCACCAGAUGGUUUCUGUUGCGCACCACAUACUAUCUGGUGCGCACCGGAUAGUUUUAGUGCACACCACAUACUAUCUGUUGCGCACCAGACUUUCUCGUGCACACCAUUUUUCUAAUGCACACCACAUACUGUCUUGUGCACCAGAUAGUUUCUAGUGCGCACCACAUACUGUCUGGUGACAGAUCGUUUUUAGUGCGCACCAAAUACUUUCUGGUGCUCACCAGAUAGUAUUGGUGCACACCACAUACUAUCUUGUGCGCACCUGACUUUCGCAUGCGCAUCAGAUCGUUUCUAGUGCGCACCACAUGCUAUCUACCGCGUAGCACAUAGUUUCUAGUUUGCACCACAUACUAUCUGGUUAGCGGUAGUUUCUAGUGCGCACUGCAUAUUUUAGUGCGGACCACAUACUAUUUGGUGCGCACCAGACUGUUUCACAUGCACACCAGAUCGUUUCUAGUGCGCACCACAUACUAUCUUGUGCUCACCAGAUAGUUUCUAAUGCGCACCACAUACUAUCUGGUGUGCAUCAGAGUUUUUAGUGCGCACCACAUACUAUCUAGUGCGCACCAGAUAGUUUCUAGUGAACACCCAAUAGUUUCUAGUGGGCACUGCAUAUUUUAGUGCCCACCACAUAUUAUUUGGUGCGCAGCAGACUGUUUCUCGUGCACACCAGAUAGUUUCUAGUGCGCAAUACUUACUAUCUUGUGCACAUCAGACAGUUUCUAGCGCCCACCACAUACUAUCUUGUGCGCACCAGAUAGUUUCUAGUGCGCACGACAUACUAUUUGGUGUGCAUCAGACAGUUUCUAGUGCACACCACAUACUGUCUGCUGCGCACCAGAUUUUCUCAUGCACACCACAUACUACGUUGGGCGCACCUGACUUUCUCCUGCACGCCAGAUAGUUUGUAGUGUGCACUACAUAAUAUCUUGUGCGCAUUAGAUAGUUUCUAGUGCGCACCACAUACUAUCUGGUGUGCACCAGACUGUUUCUCAUGCACACUAGUUUCUAGUGCGCACCACAUACUACAUGGUGAGCACCCGAUUGUUUUCUAGUGUGCACUGCAUAUUUUAGUGUAGACCACGUACUAUUUGGUGCGCAACAGACUGUUACUCAUGCACACCAGAUAGUUUCUAGUGUGCACCACAUACUAUCUUGUGUGCACCAGAUACUAUAUUGUCCACACCAGAUAGUUUCUAGUGCGCACCACAUACUAUCUGGUGCACACCGGAUAGUUUUCUAAUGCGCACCACAUACUAGCUGGUGUGGAUCAGACAAUUUCUAGCGCGCACCAGAUAAUUUCUAGUGAGCACCCAAUAGUUUCUAGUGGGCACUGCAUAUUUUAGUGCCCACCACAUAUUAUUUGGUGCGCAGCAGACUGUUUCUCGUGUGCACCAGAUGGUUUCUGUUGCACAUCACAUACUAUCUGGUGCGCACCGGAUAGUAUUAGUGCACACCACAUACUAUCUGUUGCGCACCAAACUUUCUCGUGCACACCAGUUUCUAGUGCACACCACAUACUAUCUUGUGCGCACCUGACUUUCGCAUGCGAAUCAGAUAGUUUCUAGUGCGCACCGCAUGCUAUCUGGUGCGCACCAAACAGUUUUUAGUGCGCACCACAUACUAUUUACCGCGCAGCACAUAGUUUCUAGUUCGCACCACAUACUAUCUUGUGUGCACCGGAUAGUUUCUAGUGCGCACCACAUACUUUCUGGUGUGCAUCAGUUUUUAGUGCGCACCACAUACUAUCUGGUGUUCACCAGACUUUCUCACGCACACCACAUACUACCUGGUGCGCACCUGACUGUUUCUCGUGCACACCAGAUAGUUUCUAGUGCGCACCACAUACUAUCUGGUGACAGAUCGUUUUUAGUACGCACCACAUACUAUCUGGUGCUCACCAGAUAGCAUUGGUGCACACCACAUACUAUCUUGUGCGCACCUGACUUUCACAUGCGCAUCAGAUAGUUUCUAGUGGGCACCACAUACUAUCUUGUGCGCACCUGACUUUCGCAUGCGCAUCAGAUAGUUUCUAGUGGGCACCACAUGCUAUCUGGUGCGCACCAGACAGUUUUUAGUGCGCACCACAUACUAUUUACCGCGCAGCACAUAGUUUCUAGUUCGCACCACAUACUAUCUUGUGUGCACCGGAUAGUUUCUAGUGCGCACCACAUACUAUCUGGUGUGCAUCAGACAGUUUUUAGUGCGCACCACAUACUAUCUGGUGUUCACCAGACUGUUUCUCACGCACACCACAUACUACCUGGUGCGCACCUGACUUUCUCGUGCACACCAGAUAGUUUUUAGUGCGCACCACAUACUAUUUACCGCGCAGCACAUAGUUUCUAGUUCGCACCACAUACUAUCUUGUGUACACCGGAUAGUUUCUAGUGCGCACCACAUACUAUCUGGUGUGCAUCAGACAGUUUUUAGUGAGCACCACAUACUAUCUGGUGUUCACCAGACUGUUUCUCACGAACACCACAUACUACCUGGUGCGCACCUGACUGUUUCUCGUGCACACCAGAUAGUUUCUAGUGCGCACCACAUACUAUCUGGUGACAGAUCGUUUUUAGUGCGCACCACAUACUAUCUGGUGCUCACCAGAUAGCAUUGGUGCACACCACAUACUAUCUUGUGCGCACCUGACUUUCACAUGCGCAUCAGAUAGUUUCUAGUGGGCACCACAUACUAUCUUGUGCGCACCUGACUUUCGCAUGCGCACCAGACAGUUUUUAGUGCGCACCACAUACUAUUUACCGCGCAGCACAUAGUUUCUAGUUCGCACCACAUACUAUCUUGUGUGCACCGGAUAGUUUCUAGUGCGCACCACAUACUAUCUGGUGCGCACCAAACAGUUUUUAGUGCGCACCACAUACUAUUUACCGCGCAGCACAUAGUUUCUAGUUCCCACCACAUACUAUCUUGUGCGCACCGGAUAGUUUGUAGUGCGCACCACAUACUAUCUGGUGUGCAUCAGACAGUUUUUAGUGUGCACCACAUACUAUCUGGUGUUCACCAGACUGUUUCUCACGCACACCACAUACUACCUGGUGCGCACCUGACUGUUUCUCGUGCACACCAGAUAGUUUCUAGUGCGCACCACAUACUAUCUGGUGACAGAUCGUUUUUAGUGCGCACCACAUACUAUCUGGUGCUCACCAGAUAGCAUUGGUGCACACCACAUACUAUCUUGUGCGCACCUGACUUUCACAUGCGCAUCAGAUAGUUUCUAGUGGGCACCACAUACUAUCUUGUGCGCACCAGACAGUUUUUAGUGUGCACCACAUGCUAUCUACUGCGUAGCACAUAGUUUCUAGUUCGUACCACAUACUAUCUGGUGAGCACCCGGUAGUUUCUAAUGCGCACUGCAUAUUUUAGUGCGGACCACAUACUACUUGUUGCACACCAGACUGUUUCUUAUGCACACCAGAUUGUUUCUAGUGCGCACCACAUACUAUCUUGUGCUCACCAGAUAGUUUCUAGUGCACACCACAUACUAUCUGGUAUGCAUCAGACAGUUUCUAGUGCACACCAGACUUUCUCAUGCACACCACAUACUACCUGCUGCGCACCUGACUGUUUCUCGUGCACACCAGAUAGUUUCUAGUGCGCACUACAUAAUAUCUUGUGCGCAUCAGAUAGUUUCUAGCAUGCACCAAAUACUAUCUGGUGUGCACCAGACUGUUUCUCAUGCACACUAGAUAGUUUCUAGUGUGCACCACAUACUAUAUGGUGAGCAUCCGAUUGUUUCUAGUGCGCACCGCUUAUAUUAGUGCAGACCACGUACUAUUUGGUGCGCACCAGACUAUUAGUUUUGCACAUUAGAUAGUUUUUCUAGUGCGCACCACAUACUAUAUGGUGAGCACCAGACUGUUUCUCAUGCACAAUAUAUAGCUUCUUGUGCGCACCACAUACUAUCUGUUGCACACAGGAUAGUUUCUAGUGCACACCACAUACUAUCUGGUGUGCAUCAGACAAUUUCUAACGUAUACCAGAUAGUUUCUAGUGCGCACCACAUACUAUCUGGUGUGCAUCAGACAAUUUCUAACGUGCACCAGAUAGUUUCAAGUGCGCACCACAUACUAUCUGGUGUGCAUCAGACAAUUUCUAACGUGCACCAGAUAGUUUCUAGUGCGCACCACAUACUAUGUGGUGAGCACCAGACUGUUUCUUAUGCACACUAGAUAGUUUCUAGUGCGCACCACAUACUAUCUGGUGCACACAGGAUAGUUUCUAGUGCACACCACAUACUAUCUGGUGUGCAUCAGACAAUUUCUAAUGUGCACCAGAUAGUUUCUAGUGUGCACCACAUACUAUCUGGUGUGCACCAGACUGUUUCUCAUGCACACUAGAUAGUUUCUAGUGCGCACCACAUACUAUAUAGUGAGCACCCGAUUGCUUCUAGUACGCACUGCAUAUUUUAGUGCAGACCACGUACUAUUUGGUGCGCACCAGACCGUUACUCAUGCACACCAGAUAGUUUCUACUGCGCACCACAUACUAUCUGGUGCACACCAGACAGUUUCUAGGGUGCACCGCAUACUAUGUGGUGCGCACCAGACUGUUUCUCAUGCACACCAGAUCAUUUCUAGCGCGCACCACAAACUAUAUGGUGAGCACCCGAUAGUUUAUACUGCGCACUGCAUAUUUCAGUGCGGACCACAUACUAUUUGUCUGGUGCACACCAGACUGUUUCUCGUGCACACCAAAUAGUUUCUAGUGCUCACCACAUACUAUCUUGUGCGCACCAGAUGGUUUCUAUUGGGCACCCCAUACUACCUAGUGCGCAUCAGAUAGUUUCUAGUGCGCAACGCACACUAUCUGGUGCACACCAGAUGGUUUAAAUUUAUUUUAUUUCUGUCCAUGUCCCUUCAGGGGCUCCGUACUGGUUAGAGUUAGUAGUUAGGAUUUAAACCAGGUUAACUACGGUUAUGGUUUCAAAUUGGCAUUCCCAACCAGGGUUAGGGUUUCGAGUUUCAAACAUGCUGUGUUUUUGUGUUGUCACGACGGCAGAAAAAGGGGACGGAAAAGAAAGCCGCACUUUUAUACUUUCUUUGAGCACAAACAUUCUCACGUGCACUCUUUUCGCACACUCCAAUAUACACAGAGUAGAUGGAUGACGAGUGUUGAACAUUGAUUUGUAAUGGAAAGAAUGCAAGACUGGACUCGACCCGGAUGACACACACACACUUGGACUGAGCCACAUGUAAACAUCCUCUGCUGCGGAGUUCCUAAUUUGUGCUAAAUUAACGCCUGCUGCCACUGACGGCGAUAGACGUCCAACCCAGUGUGGCUGGACAGUCAAAAUGGAUUGGACGUCUGUCGUCGCCAAAGGCACUGAAACAUGAUUAUUCGCGGUGUGGCUCCAUCUGCUGGCCACUUGCCUCAGUACUACUUCUACACUACAUUGUAAGACAUUUGAUAGUACUGACAAACGCAGGUUUGUUAAAUCCUUUUUAUUUGCGCCUUAAGGACAGUAAAUUCCUUUCUUCCGUCACUUGGAGACAUGUUGACGCUCGCCGUGUCAACGCUAGCAUGGAUGCACAUUUCACAAUAAAAAGAUUGGAAUGCG
Molecule: messenger RNA, 7698 nt
Organism: Corythoichthys intestinalis (scribbled pipefish)
Lineage: Eukaryota; Metazoa; Chordata; Actinopteri; Syngnathiformes; Syngnathidae
Product: GTP-binding protein REM 1-like
Exons: 5
Coding region: 886-1740 (284 amino acids)
Biological process (GO): negative regulation of high voltage-gated calcium channel activity
Cellular component (GO): plasma membrane
Molecular function (GO): GTPase activity; calcium channel regulator activity; GTP binding
Source: RefSeq, a predicted model, not a curated record